UAGUGACAGUCGCAUGAUGUCACAAGAGAUCCAGAAGUCCGCUAGCCAUUUACCGAGGAGAUAACCGAAGCAGAAUCGUGCCGAGAAAUCUACAGGGUGGUCUCGUUGGAUAAUUCCAUAAUUUUUUAGAUUUGGAAAUGCAGUUCUCCAGGAAUCGACAUCAGAGGAUUAAUGCAAAACUAACUGGAGAAAGAAAGGGGGAUCAUUACCCGUUCAGCCUUCAGUUCUACCAGCUUCCGCCUACUGAAAAUAUUUCUCUCUCAGAGUUUGAGACGUUCGCUAUUGAGCGACUUAAACUCUUGAAGACCAUAGAAAACCUUGGUAUAAGUUAUGUGAAGGGUUCAGACGAGUACAAUGGAAAACUGCAGAGUGAACUGAAAAAGCUGAAGCUUUUUACUUAUGCUACAAAAGUUGAGAUAGACGACAAAGUCUAUGACGAGCGAAGAAAAGAUCACAUAUCUCACUUUAUAUUGCGCCUUGCAUAUUGCCAGUCGGAAGACUUAAGACGAUGGUUCAUACAACAGGAAAUGGACUUGUUCAAAUUUCGCUUCAGCCUUUUACCAAAAGAAAAAAUCCAAGACAUUCUUAAAUUCAAUGAUAUGGAGUAUGUUGCUAUAAGUGAAGAAGAAAAAAAGUUGCAUCAGGAAGAUCUGAUGAGCUCUACGUUUGGCCUGAGCAAAACUAAACUGGAAGACUGUGAAUUUUACAAAGUUCCCUUUCAAGCUGCCCUUGACUUGGUGCGUCCACGGAAAGUGUUCCUCUCUAAAGGAUAUGCUUUCAUUCCACACAAGGAUAUCAUUACCUUAAUCUUGAAUGACUUCAGGACCAGGCUUUCCAAAGCUCUUGCUUUGUCAGCUCGGUCACUGCCAAUAGUGCAGUCAGAUGAAAGGCUGCAGCCUUUACUCAGUCACCUCAGUCAUUCAUACACUGGGCAAGACUUUAGUUCGCAAAAAAAUGCAGGAAAAAUUUCUCUUGACCAAAUUGAUGCGCUUGCUACAAAAUCAUUUCCCCUCUGCAUGCGUCAAUUGCACAAGUCUUUGAGAGAGCACCAUCACCUUCGUCAUGGUGGACGCAUGCAAUACGGUCUGUUCCUCAAAGGCAUUGGUUUGACACUAGAACAGGCUCUACAGUUCUGGAAGCUGGAAUUUACAAAAGGAAAAGUUGACUCAGAAAAGUUUGACAAAACGUAUUCUUAUUCCAUUCGCCAUAACUAUGGAAAGGAGGGAAAGAGAACUGAUUAUACACCAUACAGUUGCAUGAAAAUAAUUCUGUCAAACCCACCAAGUCAAGGCGACUAUCAUGGUUGUCCUUUCAGACACAGUGACCCUGAGUUGCUGAAGCAGAAAUUGCAAUCAUAUAAGGUUUCCUCCGCGGGAAUAAGUCAGAUAAUGGAGCUGGUAAAGGGUAUGCAUUUCCAGCUUGCAUGCCAGAAAUAUUUUGAAUUAACACACAAUGUUGAUGACUGUGGGUUUUCAUUGAAUCAUCCAAAUCAAUACUUUGCUGAAAGUCAGAAACUGCUUACUGGUGGUCGUGAUGUCAAGAAAGAGCAAGCACCCAUUGAGGGUUCUCAGCCAAAUACCUCAAGCCAGAUCAUUUCUAGUUCAUCCUCAAGUACAAAUGUCACAAAUACACAGUCAGAGGAAAUGGAGGAUUUGGAGCAAAUGUUUAGUGAAUACUGAAAUCAUGGAGCAUCUCCUGCCUUUUCGUCAGUGUGCUCAUGAAUUGUACUUAAGAAAUUUUAGACAAUUUAUUUUAUGUACUGAAAACAAAGAUUUCUCCUAUUUUGUCUUUUGUGUUUAUUUUUCACUAAACAAUAUUACUGGAUUCUUAGAAAACUAUAGGAUGGAGGCUAACAAAUAUCCCUCAGUUCUUUACACGUUGUCAGUGCAGAUAGAGAGACCUUAGGAGGUUUUUCCAUCCCAUUCGAACUACACAAUCAUACUGGCCCACAUUUGUGGCUGUAUCCGAGUACUGGUGUAAUUUGCUUUGGAAUUUCAUACAUUACAUCUUAUUUUAGACAAAUUUUAAAAAGUAAGUAAGCCAAAAAGACUGUGCCUUGCUCCUGGAACUGGAUGGGAAAGUUGAACCAAAGGGUCUAGUCAUACACCAAAUUGAUCAUCUGGGCUGACCUGCUGUGAAGAAUUUCGCUCCUAUUUAGACUGUUUACACGGUCAACAUUUUUGACAGGAUUAGUAAAUUUGCCCCACUAUGUAGAGUUUAGUUUUCUAGCUACUUUUUGCUCUAUCGGCAUUUUGCAUUCUGCCGUCUUAUUUAUACUAUUUCUGAAGUCAUCCACAGCACUCCUAUUGUUUUUUUUUUGUUUUUGUUUUUCUCUC
Messenger RNA from Bufo bufo (common toad), 2336 nucleotides. RefSeq names its product DNA primase subunit 2 (gene PRIM2). The record is from RefSeq and is a predicted model, not a curated record. Gene Ontology annotation, cellular component: alpha DNA polymerase:primase complex. Gene Ontology annotation, biological process: DNA replication, synthesis of primer. NCBI's taxonomy places the organism in Eukaryota, Metazoa, Chordata, Amphibia, Anura, Bufonidae. The coding region runs from base 138 to 1679 and encodes 513 amino acids. The transcript has 14 exons.